AGACAAAGAAUUCUUCUUUAAAAACAAAGAAAAAUGACGGACCCCCACACUGCCCGGACGAUCGUCGGAAUCAUCGGAAACGUGAUUUCUUUCGGCUUGUUCUGCGCUCCAAUACCAACGAUUGUGAAGAUAUGGAAGAUGAAAUCGGUGUCGGAGUUUAAGCCAGAUCCAUACGUAGCUACGGUUUUAAACUGCAUGAUGUGGACAUUUUACGGACUUCCUUUCGUCCAGCCCGACAGUCUCCUCGUCAUCACCAUUAAUGGAACUGGUCUUUUCAUGGAACUCGUUUACGUUACCAUCUUCUUUGUCUUCGCUACCUCCUCUGUCCGCAGAAAGAUCACAAUAGCUAUGGUAAUCGAGGUGAUAUUCAUGGCGGUGGUGAUCUUCUGCACAAUGUAUUUUUUGCAUACAACAAAGCAGAGAUCUAUGCUUAUUGGGAUCUUGUGCAUUGUUUUCAACGUCAUCAUGUAUGCUUCUCCUCUCACCGUCAUGAAACUUGUGAUAAAGACAAAGAGCGUGAAAUACAUGCCCUUCUUCCUGUCAUUAGCCAACUUCAUGAACGGUGUCGUUUGGGUCAUUUAUGCAUGUCUUAAAUUCGACCCCUAUAUUUUGAUUCCAAAUGGUCUUGGAUCGCUAUCAGGAAUAAUCCAGCUUAUAUUAUACAUAACUUACUAUAAAACAACUAAUUGGAACGAUGAAGAUGAAGAUAACGAAAAGCGCCAUUCGAAUGCUGGAAUCGAACUUGGCCAGGCUUGAUAUUCAUCGUCGACGGUGCUUCAUCGAUAGGUUAAGAUAGAAUCAGAAGUGAGUGAAGUUCUUAUUACUACUAUUAUGUGGAAGCUUAUGAAGAAAAAAAUGAAAAAGUGGAACCCCAAAGUUAUGAAGUUUCUUGUGUAGGAAGAAAGGGGUUUUCACUUU
Arabidopsis arenosa is the source of this 918-nucleotide messenger RNA. The record is from the annotation of a GenBank genome assembly. NCBI's taxonomy places the organism in Eukaryota, Viridiplantae, Streptophyta, Magnoliopsida, Brassicales, Brassicaceae.